AUGCCAAAAAUUGUUUCAAGCUCUAUAGUCUCAUCGUCAGAACAGACAAAUGCACGUCCUGAACAACAUCUUCAUGUUUACUACUGCUUAUGUAGCGAAUUCAUUUUGGUUAUAGACGCUCGUCUAGAUAAGCUACCUCGGCGCACAACGGAUAGGUCUCAUAUAAUUGCGAAUGGAAAACGAGUCUACAAACUAAAUGCGAUAGAAUCAGGGACACCGGUCAUUUUGAAAAGAGCAGAAGGAUACGAAAAACAAUAUAGACUGCAUUGCCCACGCUGUAGCCUUUUAAUUGCUUACGAACUCACCGAGAAACGUAAAACCGGCCCUUAUACAUAUAUCCUCGAGGGUAGUCUUACCGAAAAUCAAGGCGUUGUACCACACGACGCGAUUGCCGACGAAUGA
Molecule: messenger RNA, 402 nt
Organism: Acaulospora morrowiae
Lineage: Eukaryota; Fungi; Glomeromycota; Glomeromycetes; Diversisporales; Acaulosporaceae
Source: the annotation of a GenBank genome assembly